AGAACUACAUUUCCCGUGAGGCUGGGCAGCUGUGCUCGCGAUAUUUAGCUUAAACUGAAGGCGGGAGGGCGGAUGCCGCGGUCCCCGGCGGGGCUCGAAGAGCGUCUGCGUUGUUCCCCGUCUGGCUCCGUGGGGUCCCCGACGUUGCCCCUUCCCCGGGCUCCCUCCUCACCGGCCCCGGCCCACCCGGGGUUCCUUGCCAACGACUUUGCCCAUGCCUGUAUCCCACCCAGAAGAUACCCCAGCCCACGGAAUCUCCCACCCAGGUGAUUUCAUCCCAGUGAACAACAUGGAGUUUCUCUCUGAGAAUGAAGGGAGCACUAAGACUUUGCUUCAUCAUGUGCUGGAGAUGCAGCCUUUAAGCUCCCCUGUCUCAUCUAACACCAGGCUAAGCAAGCGAAGUCUUUCCUUAUCCACAAACCAUCCAUGCCGUAACCCACGUGCUUCUCUGCCUAACUCACUUCCGAGUAAGCAAACAAAGCCAGCACCUGCUCAGCAAAAGGACAUUGGAGCUAAUGCUCAGUUCUUUGACUUCUUGGAAGAAGGCACACCCAGGAAUCUUCUGAAGAAAAUCCUGCAGACUGCUUCAGAAACCUCUGUCCUGGUACCUGCCUUGGUGAAUUCACAAGAGCCAGAACCUGUUGAGUUACAAGAGGAAAGCAAGUCUUUCAGCCUGGAGUUACAGCUUCCCGAGUCUGAGUCCUCUGUGACUGUAGCUCCAGAGUUUCUGGUUCAGAGCAGAAAGAAGCGCUGCCUUAGUGUCUAUGAGUUUGAACAGGGAGUGGACCAAGGACUUGCUGUUGCUUCAGAAGAUCUCACUGGAGAGCAGCCAGCUUUAACCAACAAGUCCCCUGUGACCAGAUCCUUCAACCUCACCUUGGCCACAGUUCUGCCCCCUGAGUCUGUAGAGAGGCCUGGCUUGUCCCGAAGGCCUCCGACCCGUAAGCCAGUUGACAUCAAAGCAUUUGAACAAAGAUUAAAGGCUGUCCCACUGACUCAUCUCCUAGAGCGUCACACUUAUCACAGUGCCGUGUCUGUUGAUAGUGAUGGGUCCUUCCAGGCGAGUUGUGACUCCAUAGGCUUCCGGAGAAACUUGGCAAAAGGUCCAGAUCUGAGAGCUGUGACCCAGCAGGCUGAUCAAGGAAUGGAGAAGGGUGUUAGGAGACAAACCAAGUCUUACACCAAAAGUCCAAGUCAAAACACCCCCAUCUCUGCCAGUCCCAUGUCUACUGGAACACGAACCAGAUCUUGGGUGAGAACCCCAAGUCAAAAGAGCCGCCUCUCUGCUCGCUCUGCCCCUGCUAGAAGUAGCAUCUCCAGAAGCGCCAGAGUCAAGUCAGGAGAAGAGGAAGGAGCGAGAUUGAUGGAGGAAGAGACGGCCAAAGAAUCUGGAGAGGACACAGAAGUCCCUGAAAGGACUGAGGAUUCAGAAAUUAGCAUGAGGACUCCAGAAUUUCUCCGGGCCAAGCGACAGCAUUUCCUUUCACAACCUCCUAAUCCUGUCCUCAGUAUUACCCCAGCACCUCCUAAUACUAAUACUCCCCCGUUGCCCUCCAAGUUUCCCCCGGCCAGACGUGCUCCUAAGCGCCGUGCCCCAGGCCCUAGGCAACCCCGUGAUCCGGACAAAACUGGCCUGAACAAUUACUGCAAAGUCUUCAGUUACUAUGCCAAACUUCCUAUGGAGAAGCCAGCCUCUCAGACCUUGGUGAAGUGCCUGGACCAGUAUUUCAGGACACUUUGUGAUGACCUGGAGACCUUUGCUCACCAUGCAGGCCGAAAAACCGUACUGUUGGCUGACUUGGAGCUGUUGAUGAGGCGGCAGGGCCUAGUGACUGAUGAUGUUUCCCUCUAUGUGCUUGUGGAGAGAUAUCUGCCCUUGGAGUAUCGGAGGCUGCUCAUUCCUUGUGCAGCCAGUGGCAAUUCUGUCUUCCCUGCUGGGUAGGAAUGCUGUCCUCUCAGACACACAGACCACACCAGUAAAGAGGCAAGCAGGAGCCUCGGGCUGAGGCUCUUUGGAGGUCUCCAAGUAAGGAGGCCUUUCCAAGAGUGGACUCUUCAUAUACUAUUCUUGGUAUCAAUAAAAUGUGAUAAAGCCACUUAAAA
Molecule: messenger RNA, 2103 nt
Organism: Sarcophilus harrisii (Tasmanian devil)
Lineage: Eukaryota; Metazoa; Chordata; Mammalia; Dasyuromorphia; Dasyuridae
Gene: CENPT
Product: centromere protein T
Exons: 15
Coding region: 215-1942 (575 amino acids)
Biological process (GO): kinetochore assembly; chromosome segregation; mitotic cell cycle
Cellular component (GO): kinetochore
Molecular function (GO): protein heterodimerization activity; DNA binding
Source: RefSeq, a predicted model, not a curated record